Messenger RNA from Ipomoea nil (Japanese morning glory), 954 nucleotides. RefSeq names its product tropinone reductase homolog. The coding region runs from base 51 to 851 and encodes 266 amino acids. Gene Ontology annotation, molecular function: oxidoreductase activity. The transcript is spliced from 5 exons. NCBI's taxonomy places the organism in Eukaryota, Viridiplantae, Streptophyta, Magnoliopsida, Solanales, Convolvulaceae. The record is from RefSeq and is a predicted model, not a curated record.
GUUAAUCACAUUACAAUCGUCCAGCUAAAUAUUCAGUGAGUACAAUUCAUAUGGCAGAAAUUGAAAAUAAGAGUGGAGAUGGGAGGUGGUCACUUAAGGGCAUGAAUGCCUUAGUAACCGGCGGCACCAAAGGCAUAGGGUAUGCUAUAGUAGAAGAAUUGGCAAGUUUUGGGGCGACCGUUUAUACGUGUUCGCGUAAACAAGAGGACCUCGAUAAAUGCUUUCAAGAAUGGAAGAAUAAAGGAUACAAAGUAAUGGGUUCAGUAUGUGAUUUGUCAUCCAGACCCCAACGCCAACAGCUAAUGGAGAAAGUUGCUGAUUAUUUUGAUGGAAAGCUCCACAUUCUUGUGAAUAAUGCUGGAACAACUAUUACAAAGCAAGCUACAGAUUUCAGUGAUGAGGAUUACUCAGUGAUAAUGAAUACUAAUUUUGAGGCAUCCUACCACCUUUCUCAACUUUCACACCCUCUUCUAAAGGCAACCGGACAUGGAAGCAUUGUAUUUAUCUCUUCUGUUGCUGGGCUUUUGGCCGUGCCUUUUAAUUCUCUCUACUCUGGAUCCAAAGGGGCAAUAAAUCAAGUGACAAAGAGUUUAGCAUGCGAGUGGGCAAAAGACGGUAUUCGUGUUAAUGGUGUGGCUCCAUGGAUCAUCGAGACUCCACUUAGUGCUGCAGUGAAUACAGCUUUUAAGGCAGGAGAGGUAGAGGGCGUAAUAGAAAGAACUCCAAUAAGCAGGGCAGGAAAGCCUAAUGAAGUUUCAUCACUUGUUGCCUACUUGUGUUUACCAGCUGCUUCUUGGAUUACUGGACAAAUCAUCUCUGUGGAUGGAGGCAAAACUGCCAAUGGCUUUUAAUUUUAUAUCAUUAUUAUAUUAUUAUUAAUAUUAUUAUUGCUCUUCUCUUUACAAUAAGUCAAUAACGUAAUAUAAUAAUGCUUGUGUGUGUGUAUUUCAGUCA